Molecule: messenger RNA, 1302 nt
Organism: Mus pahari (shrew mouse)
Lineage: Eukaryota; Metazoa; Chordata; Mammalia; Rodentia; Muridae
Gene: Bloc1s4
Product: biogenesis of lysosomal organelles complex 1 subunit 4
Exons: 1
Coding region: 29-676 (215 amino acids)
Cellular component (GO): BLOC-1 complex
Source: RefSeq, a predicted model, not a curated record
CUCAGCACCGGAAGCGGCCGAGCGGGCCAUGGAGGAAGGUCCCGCCGUCGGAACCCUGUCUCGAGAGGCCUCGGCCGAGGAGGCCGAGCCGCUGGGCGCCGCGUGGAGCGGGGACAGCGGCCACGUCUCGCAGAGCCAGAGCAGCGCGUCCGGGCCGUGGGACGAUGACGGCCCCGAGGACGCGCCGGGCCGCGACCUGCCGCUGCUGCGCCGCGCCGCCUCGGGCUACGCCUCCAGCCUGCUGCCCGGCGCGGGCCCGAGGCCCGAAGUGGAGGCGCUGGACGCCGGCCUGGAGGAGCUGCUGGCCAGGGUGGACGAGUUCGUGGGCAUGCUGGACAUGAUCCGCGGGGACUCGUCGUACGUGGUGGGCGAGGGCGUGCCCCGGAUCCACGCCAAGGCGGCCGAGAUGAGGCGCAUCUACGGCCGGAUCGACAAGCUGGAGGCCUUCGUGCGGAUGAUCGCGAGCAGCGUGGCCCGGAUGGAGGAGCAGGUCGCCGAGGCCGAAGCCGAGCUGGGGACCUUCCCGCGGGCCUUCCGGAGGCUGCUGCACACCAUCAGCGUCCCCGCUCUCUUCAGGUCGGCGCCCAGCGGGCCCCAGCGCGCGGCGUACGAGCCGCCAGUCCUGUUUCGGACCGAGGACCACUUCCCUGGCUGCGGCGACAGACCGCAGCUCUGAGCGUGCGCGCCUCCACCGCAGGAGGACUCCAGCGUGACUCUUCGACCCCGAGUGUUAAGAAAUCCUGUGAACUGGCGUACCGUGACGCCGGGAUGUGAAAGGUUAAAGUUUAUUUUCUGCAAACGACUUGGCAUCGUCAGUAUUCGAUGCCAAGAGUGUAGGUCCCUAUGUCUUCCAGUUCGGAUUCGAAAGCUCUUUGGCGGGGGCCUGGAGAAGCCAACGGAAUUAAUUUAUCGGUGCAAUACGGCAGAGCUGUUAUUUUUAUGGCCUUUAUUACAGUGAACAGUGUUACCUUGUUAAGAUUUAUAUAUUUAUAUGAUCAAAAGUGCCCAAGAAAUUAAAGCUGUAUUCUUAAAUCCUAACAGUGGUUCAGUUUUCUGUAGCCUUCUGGGAUAGAUGGUAAAUUAUUUCGUAUUAUAUUCAAUUUUCUAUGGCGUAGACGGUAAGCCGAAGGAAAUAAGACAGUUUCUUAAGAUAGCAACCUGGGCGUUUUGUUGCAGAGAGUUCUGAAGUUGUAUUUGACAGUUUGACUCGAAGGUUAGUUUAUCAAAGCAAGCAUAUUAAUGUAUGGUUGUCAGUGUUCUAUUUAUAGCACAGCAAUUAAAAUGUUAAAUUUCUUUGGAAGA